GGCCCCGCCACCGCUCCCUCCAGGCUGCAGGAACUGAGACGCUGGAAAACCACUCUGAGGAGAGCGUUCCGGCGGACGGCGGCCGCCGCCACGGCCGGGUACAGAACAGCGAAGACAGCGGCCUCCGCUCCAGCCGCCGCCCAUGUGCCAUCCGCGGCCCGCACGUCUACCUCGGCGCCGGGUCCAGGGAGAGGGUGGUGGAGGAGCAGGGAUCCUGUCGGCUCAACCCCAGAGAAAAAAAACUCGAAGAAGGGGACCGCUGCUCCAGGGUCUCCUCGGGAAAAGUAGGUGAGGACGGCGGCUUUUCCCGCAGGGACUCGAGAAGAAUCGGUGAAGACCUAGGCCCGCACCGCAGUGUCUCUCAGGAGAGAGUUAGGGGACACGAUGGACAUCGGCAGAGCAGCCCAUGGGUGGCUGUGAGAGGUGACAGCGGCCAACGCGGCAGCGACGCGGGCCCGAAUCCCCGCGACUCGAGGAGAGCUGUCAGCGAAGACGGCUGUGUGGGCGUCCCUGAAGCCCGAGGGCCCCGAACCAGCGACUCGGGGGACAGAGGCAGCAGUGACGACCUCAGCGGUUUUUGUGAAGGAGUAAGUGUCGACGGCAGUCACUGCCCCAGUAGUUUUUGGGGAGGAGUAAGUGAUGACCUGAGCUAUGAGGCCAGUGACGCCUCUAGGGUGAGCAUCCGUGAAGACGCCAGCCGCCGCCUCAGUGGCUUCUGGGAGAGAGAAAGCGAAGAAGAUUCCCGCUUUAGGAGCUCUUGGGAGAGAAGGGAGGAUCGUGGGCCCCCGGCCAACGACGAGGAAUUCAGUUGCUGCAGCAGCAGUGACCCAUGCGUGGGAGCAAGUGAAGACCGACGCAGCAGCAGGGGCCUGGGCUCCACUCCUCCCCAGAGUCCAAGUCCGAGGGCGAAGAACUGUACCAUGCCUCAUGUGGCCAAUUCAGGCCCCUCCAAGUCCUCUAGGGAGACUGCAGAUUCAUUAGGUUCCAGGAAGAAGGUGCAUUUUGGUAGCAUACAUGAUGCAGUACGGGCUGGAGAUGUCAAGCAGCUUUCAGAAAUAGUGGAACGUGGAGUCAGUCUUAAUGAAGUUGAUGUUCUCCAUCAGUUUACCCCUUUACAUUGGGCAGCACAUUCUGGAAGUUUGGAGUGUCUUCACUGGCUACUCUGGCAUGGCGCUGAUACCACACAGGGAACUACAAGAGGAUGGACAGCGGCUCACAUAGCUGCAAUCCGGGGUCAAGAUGCCUGUAUGCAGGCUCUUAUAAUCAAUGGAGCCAACCUGGCAGCUCAAGAUGAUCGUGGAUGCACUCCUAUACAUCUCGCUGCCACUCAUGGACACUCUUUUACUUUACAAAUAAUGCUGCGAAGUGGAGUGGAUCCCAGUGUGACUGACAGGAGAGAGUGGAGACCGGUGCAUUAUGCAUCUUUUCAUGGGCGCCUGGGCUGUUUGCAGCUUCUUGUCAAAUGGGGGUGUGGCAUAGAAGAUGUGGACAACAAUGGAAACCUUCCCGUUCACUUAGCAGCCAUGGAAGGCCACCUUCAUUGUUUUAAAUUCCUACUGAAUAGAAUGAAGAAUGGAGCACAAGCUUUAAAAGCCUUCAAUGAUAAUGGAGAAAAUGUAUUGGACCUGGCCCAGCGCUUCUUAAAACAGAACAUUUUACAGUUUAUACAGGAGGCUGAGUAUGAAGGAAGCAAUCCAGAUGAUCAGGACAAUUUAGCUUUUCCAGGUCAUGUGGCUGCAUUUAAAGGUGAUUUAGAAAUGCUUAAGAAAUUGAUUGGAGAUGGAGUAAUCAAUUUGAAUGAACGUGAUGAUGAUGGAUCGACUCCUAUGCAUAAAGCUGCUGGACAAGGCCACAUAGAGUGUUUGCAGUGGUUAAUUAAAAUGGGAGCCAACAGUGAUAUUACCAACAAAGCAGGAGAGAGACCCAGCGAUGUGGCUAAGAGAUUUGCCCAUUUGGCAGCAGUGAAACUGUUAGAGGGGCUACAGAAAUAUGAGAUAGAUGAUGAGAUUGGAAUUGAUGACAGUCAUAUAAAGUUUUUUAUACAGCAUGGUGUUGAGGGAAGCACCGAUGCCAAGGAUGACUUAUGUCUGAGUGAUGCAGACAAAGCAAAUGCCAGAAUGAGAGCCCACAAGAAAAUUGUGGAAUUGAAACAAUUUCUGGAAAUCGCUGAGAGCAAUUUCAAAUACUUGGGUGGGAUAAUAGAAGAGGAUCUACAGCAGAAGAAAGAACUGCUCGAAUCUGAGAAGAAGAUGACUCAUGUGAGUCUAGCAAAGAAAAGCGGAAAGUGAAAAAGAAAGCAUCUCCUGGGGGCGUGUUUGUGAGAAGGUACUAAUAAUUAGUGUAAUAAGGUCAAACAAACAGUUGAUUUCCCCUUCAUGAUAUAACUGCAAAUCAAUAAAAAUCCUAGAUAUGAAGCUGAAAACGACAUGGACUCAGGUAGAUACUUUUCAUAUACAUAUACAUGCAAGCCAACAUUUAUGAAUAAUAAUUUUGUAAGUAUUUACAUAAACUGAAAUAUAAGAUAAAUUAAUAGUCAAAGGAAAUCCAAUUCUAGGAAAUAAAAAUUACUAAAAUGACACUAUGGCUUUAUAAUAAAGUUUCUCUCUCUCUCUCU
Molecule: messenger RNA, 2614 nt
Organism: Cricetulus griseus (Chinese hamster)
Lineage: Eukaryota; Metazoa; Chordata; Mammalia; Rodentia; Cricetidae
Source: RefSeq, a predicted model, not a curated record